GUCAGCGAGGAGGAAGGAAUCAUUUCCUUGGGCUCCAGGCAAGCGUUAUACGGAAACCAAAGAGAUGGACUGCUACUUCUUCCCUCCCAGCUGAACCCACCUGGGAUCUCUUCUCCUAGAGGGGUGUUCUCUGGGGAUAGUGAUGGCCAAUGAGAAGAUUAGUGCCCCUGCGAAACUUAUCAAUGGCGGCAUGGCAGGUUUAGUGGGAGUGACCUGUGUGUUCCCCAUUGACUUGGCCAAGACCCGACUGCAGAACCAGCAUGGAAAGAUGGUCUACAGAGGAAUUGUUGACUGCCUGGUGAAGACGAUCCACGCAGAAGGCUUUUUGGGCAUGUAUCGAGGAGUAGCAGUGAACCUAGCCUUAGUCACCCUGGAGAAAGGCAUCAAGCUGGCAGCCAAUGACUCCUUUCGAGAGCUACUCUUCGUAGACGGGUCGAAAAAGAAUCUGCUGAAGGAGAUGCUGGCUGGCUGUGGAGCUGGGAUAUGCCAAGCUGUCAUUACCUCUCCCAUGGAAAUGCUGAAGAUUCAGCUGCAGGAUGCUGGACGACUGGCCAUGAACCAACAGAGGUCAUUCACAUCAGCAGCUUCCCUUAUCAGGCCCUAUAUCACGGGCUCCAUCUCCACUACUAAGCAUCCUUCUGCCAUCGUCAUCACCUGGGAAGUCUAUCGUGCCCAAGGCCUGAGGGGCCUCUAUAGAGGUUUUGGUGCCACUCUGAUGAGGGAUAUUCCUUUCUCAGUCAUCUAUUUUCCUUUGUUUGCCAACCUCAAUAAUCUGGGGCUCAAUGAAGCUACUGGGAAGGCCUCCUUUAUAUUCUCAUUUGCCUCUGGUUGUCUAGCAGGAUCCGUGGCGGCUAUUGUGGUGACACCCUUCGAUGUCUUGAAAACACGAAUUCAGACUCUCAGGAAAAGUCUGGGAGAUGAAAACUAUAACGGGAUCGUAGACUGUGCCAGGAAAAUCUGGACUCAGGAAGGACCAGCUGCCUUCAUGAAAGGAGCUGGUUGCCGGGCCCUAGUCAUUGCACCUCUUUUUGGUAUUGCCCAAGCUGUCUAUUUCAUGAGUAUUGGAGAAAAGAUCCUUAACAUUUUUCUUUGAAGUUAAAUAAAGUUCAUUUAUUUGCUACCCCUUGAGCAGUCCCACUGACUAGGUUAAGACAGUAGGGGAAAAGUGGCCCAACCACAUUGUCCAGUUCUUUACGUAGUCUGAGUGAUUUCAGCCUGAGAAUAAAUUCGCCCAAUAUUUAAAUAGUUUAUGUGCACUACUACCCCUGAAAUGUGCUUGUAGGACUCUUCAGGAGACAUAAUACCACACUUAUUAGCCGUUAACCAUUAAGCAAUGGAUCUAGUCACAUUAAUUCUUAGUUAUGAUGUUAGGGAGUUAAUUUAAGACAUUGGGGAAAGAAAAAUCAGAAGUUUAAGAGAGAAUUAUAGGAUCCUCUGUACCCAAUUAUACCAACUAAAAGUUGGUAUAAUUGCCAUGGCCAGUUCAAGGAUCAGGGUGACUACAGAUAAUGAGGCAGCUCAAUGUAUCUACAUGACAAUCUUGCUUAAAGCAGCCACUGAGAUCUAGUCUGGGCAAUCUUAAUAAUUAAAAUGAAGAGGUAAAAGAUUUCAUAUGAUUCUAUGAAAAGUUUGAGAGAAAAAGACAGAGGGGAUACUGUCAUUUUUUUAAAAAGCCAAUAAAUGCCAGGCCCAGAGAUGGGAGGUCUUAGGUUCAAAUGAGGCCUCAGACUGCCUAGCUGUGUGACCCUGGGCAAGUCAUUUAAUACUCCACACCCUUUAAAAUAAAGCCAACAAUUCUUGUAUCUUAUCUGAAGGAGAUAAACAUUAAAACAAACACCAGAACUA
Monodelphis domestica (gray short-tailed opossum) is the source of this 1845-nucleotide messenger RNA. It is a transcript of the gene SLC25A18, whose product is annotated as solute carrier family 25 member 18. The record is from RefSeq and is a predicted model, not a curated record. Lineage: Eukaryota; Metazoa; Chordata; Mammalia; Didelphimorphia; Didelphidae. Gene Ontology annotation, molecular function: L-glutamate transmembrane transporter activity; L-aspartate transmembrane transporter activity. Gene Ontology annotation, biological process: L-glutamate transmembrane transport; aspartate transmembrane transport; malate-aspartate shuttle.